AUGGCGGUAGCGACAAUCGCGGCGCCGAGCUCGGCCGGCGGGCUGCUGGCAAUGCUGAACGAGCCGCACCCAGAGCUGAAGCUGCACGCCCUCGGCAACCUCAAUUCGCUCAUCCAUCUCUUCUGGCCCGAGAUCUCCACUAGUGUCCCUGCCAUGUGAGUGAAUCCGCUCCUUCCGCCCUUGCGUGCUUCUCUGUUUUUUCUCUUAAUUAUUUAUUUUGGUUUAUAUGGGUGAAUUUCCGUACUAUUCAUGCGGUGGAGAUAAUUCGAUAGGGUUUUAGAAGCUUGCGUUGCACUCCGGGCUGUAGGUCUUAUGGGUCCUCUCUGAACGAGGGAAGGAAAAUUACUUAGUGUUGUAGUGUGGGACUGCGGGCCGGGAAUUCGGGAGGAUUCUGCUAAAAUGCGGGUGUAGAGUGUAUACAGAGGAAAGAAGAAUGUCAAUGUGGCCUUGGUCCUUUUUGAACUUUUUUCCUUCCCUUUUUUUUCUUUUUUAUCGUGCUACGAACUCUGUAUCAGUUAGGCUGUGUUCUGAACCGUAUUUUCACUCUUUUCCUUUUUUAACCGUAGUGAGAGCUUGUACGAAGAUGAAGAGUUCGAGCAGAGACAGCUAGCGGCACUGGUGGCAUCCAAGGUUCAGUAAUACCUUUCAUUAAAUGUGUUAAGCCACGGUUUCGGUGCCUCCGUAAGCUUGUCUUUUUAAGAACGUUAUUGAUGACUAAAGCUCUCAUUUUCCAAUCCUUGUUUCAUAUCACUUUGAUUUCGACCUGCCAUACUCAACAUAUGCAAAUGCGAAUCCCAACAUAAUUAAGUGCCAUUUAGAGUGUUUCGUCCACUCAAUUGGGCUUCUUGGUUGAAUCAUCAGAGUCAUAUUAUAGUCUCUGGUUCUUAUUUUGCCGAUGAAUAUCUCGGUUUACAAUUUCGCUUUGGAGAAUCAACCUCCUAAGUUAUAAGGAUGUGUGUAGAUGUCGUACUUUCCCUUGUCAGGGAUGAUUUGGAAGACCUGUGAGCAUAUUGGUGCUCCGAAAAACUUUGGACCACAUAAGAUAGCAUUGAACAAAUAUUUAAUGAGCUGUAUCUUUUUCAUGGAGUUAUGUCCUGAUGAUGUUACGAUGAUAAUGUUUGAAGAAAAAUCAUAUGCCAAAUUAUGAUGCCAUAUAGUUUGUUCUUCAGUGAUCACGAACUCUCACGUGUACGUGAUCGUCCAGUGAUCAUAAGCGGCCAAUUAUCUGCGAUGACCUUGACUUGUGUAAAUAAACUUCUGUAUUUUCCCCUGGCUCAAAUUGUGGUCGUAAGGUAUAUCUUGUUUUCUCGACAGCAACACCUACAGCCUUUAUUUAUCAUGCACAUCUUCCCUUACUUGAGUGUCUUACAGUUAUCGGAUCAGAACUUUUUUGGGUGAUAGUGGCCAAAGUUGAUGGCUUUAAUCAAUUAAUGAAGAAGCAUCUGAUGUGCUUAAGAGAAUCCUAGUCUGAUUCAUGAUAUAUUUGUUUAGUGAGCCAAAAAUUAUCGUUUGAUGGGGCAAUUAAGGGCUCAAUCGACCUGGAGUUGGCCGAUUCUAGAUUAGUCAGCCAUAAAACUGCCAAUUCUGGAUAGGGGGACCAGAAAACACCAACUUCUGUAUGGAUAUGCUAAAUUGAUCAGUCCUCGGCAGAUUAGCCAAUCCCUGGUCGAUUCAACCCAGUCUAGCUGCCCAGCACUUUGGCUGGCUAGAGAAGGUUAUAAUAAAUUGUGAAGGGUAACUUAUAUUCCAUCUGUCUUUUUGGCGGAUCUGAUUCUGAGCGUAAUCUGGAUCAGAUAGAACCUGGGAUCUCUGACAACCUGAUCUGAUAUGAAUCACCAUGAAUGCAGCAUGACGAUAAACUUUUUGACACCCAUAUGCAUUACUAACAGAGUAGAAAUAAGGCGUACAUCAAGGGAUUAUAUACAGUGAUGAAAGGUGCAUGACUGUGCCAUUUUUAGGCAACAAUUCAUACUUUCGACUUCCUACUCAAUUCCACGGCCAUUUGUUGUCACGUUUUCAUAUGUGAAGACUGUCAAAUAAUUCUCUUUAAAUGCAUUCAUGCCUGGAUGAUACUGUCUUUACAUGUAAAGGUAGGACUUUUGUACUGGGUGGAUAUGAGGGCAGGUCGACUUGGAAAUUGGAACACGGUAUAACUAAUUGCAAAAAAAAGAAAUAUUUCUUUGUUUAGGUCUUCGAAUUCUUUCAUCUUUUGAUUGAUUGGUAAUCAAUUCUCUGGUCUGAGUACGCUACUUUCAGCUCUUUUUUAUUGAUGAUCUGUUUGACUGAAACGCCAUAUCAUGUCUAUGUUGUGGUUGUAGCUGUUGUGGCAUUCUUUUUUUGUUUAAUCCUGUAAAUCUUUGCUGAGCUGGUGUCUCUCAUGAAAACUGGAGAUAGCGUUGUCGUUGAUCUAAUAUGAGCAUUACUAACGGAUGAAGUUGUUAUUCGCCAGUUAAAAAUUCCAUUUUCUUGAGUUCACUCCACUUGGCAUAUUCUACUUCCGUUGACAUUGAUCUUAAUUUCUCUCUUUCUAACAGGUCUUUUUCUACCUUGGUGAACUUAAUGAUUCCUUAUCCUAUGCGCUUGGAGCUGGACCGCUAUUUGAUGUUGCUGAUAAUUCUGACUAUGCUCAGACUCUUCUUGGUAGGAGUGGCACUUCGUUCAUUGCUGGUCUUAUUCUCUUUUGAGAUGAAUCCUGAUUUAUCUCCCCCUCAAUUUCAGCCAAAGCUUUAGACGAAUAUGGAACCCUUAGAUCCCAAAAUUUUAAGUCAAAUGAAGAAGCUGCUAAAAUUGAUCAUAGGCUGGAGGCAAUCGUGGAAAGAAUGCUUGAUAAGUAUGUUACCUUUCGUUCUAUUCAUCUAUUUCUAUUGAUUUAUAUUCAUUUUGCCAAUAAACAUGAUCUUAUUUCCUUAAUUUGUACUUUCUGCUGAUAUUUUUCAUCUUGUAGGUGUAUUUCAGAUGGAAAAUUUCAACAAGCAAUGGGAAUGGCUCUUGAAUGUAGACGAUUGGAUAAACUAGAGGAAGCAAUAAUGAGCAGUGCUAAUGUCCAUGGUGCGCUCUCAUAUUGCGUUAACCUCUCCCACUCCGUUGUUAACCACAGAGAAUAUCGUUCUGAGGUAUGAAUAUUUUCCCAUUAUUAUGGUCACAGAGAAGCAAUUAAAUGUAAACUAUUUUCUUCAUUAAAUACAAACGCUCCUUCAAAAACCAUAGCAUGCCAUUGUAUUUUACUACCCCAUUUCCCAGAAGAAAAGUUGUGCUUCCCAUCAGAACCAUAUCCUUGCUUCCACACAUCUGAAAAAAACCACAGUGCUUAUUUUCUUAACUUUUAACUCUUAAGAGAUCUCUGGACAAGUGAUUAGUUGAUAAGAAUGAAUAUUGGUUCCUUUUACUCUUUUUGAGAACUACUAUUUUAUAUUCUUAGUGAGGAUCUGCCAUCCCAUUAUCCACAUGUAAUGUACCAACAAUUAGAAAGUUUGAAGGUUACCUGGGUGAAAAUGGAUGGCAUGUAUGCUGUUCACUUCACUAAAUUUUCUAAGAAGUGGUUACCCAUUGGGAAGACAGAGAAUCACAUAGGAUUCCUAUUUUUUUUUCUUUUGGGUUAUCUGCCAUUUUGAUGUCUAUUACAGUAAGAGUAUAGAAUCUUAUUUGGCUAACUGAUGACGUUGUGCCAUUUUUUCUCUAAAAUAAACUAAUGUUUGAGGCUACUUAAUGACUUUGGGUGAUUAAUUAAUAUCUAUCGGCUAGUUAUUUUUGUGGCACUUUGUUUACGUUUAGAUUAUCUGUGAUAUUGACAGGAGGCGCAAAUGAUCUAGAGAGGGUCCUACUUAUCCAUCUCCAUUUUCACAAUCUUUAUGCAUCACUGUUGCACUGUCUGGCAGGUUCUUCGGCUUCUUGUUAAAAUUUAUCGAAGAUUGCCUUCUCCUGACUACCUGAGCAUCUGCCAGUGCCUUAUGUUUCUAAAUGAGCCAGAAGCUGUUGCUACCAUACUUGAGAACCUUAUUUUGUCUGGAUGCAAGGUACUUUCCCGGUCACCUCCUUAAUAAACAUUUAUUGGCUUUGAAACUAUGAAAAAUUGGCUAAUGAACCUUGUGUAUAUUUUUCAGGAUGAUGCUCUUCUGGCCUUCCAGAUAGCCUUUGAUCUUGUAGAAAAUGAGCAGCAAGCUUUCCUGUUGAAAGUGAGAGAUCGUCUCCCAAAAAACAAGUCCCCUGAUUCAAACGAACAAUCUUCAGAGGUCACCAACGAAAGAACUGCAGGGCCAGAUUCUCCAAAUGCAGUCGCUACAACAGCUGGUGCUGAUCCGACAAAUGCUGCAGAGGUUAUUAGUGUGAAUGGUUCCCAUGCUUCAGAUGGGAUUUCUCAUGAGGUCGAUUCUAGUGAUUUUGCAAAACUGAAGGGUAUCUUAUCUGGACUGACGUCAAUACAGCUAAACCUGCAAUUUCUGUAUAGCCAUAACAGGUCAGAGGCAGAUAUAUAUGGCCAAUGCAUUUUAUUUUUGUUUGCGCCAGCAAAUUUAUUUUAACGCUCAAAACUUUUUUAUAGGUCUGAUCUCCUUAUUCUAAAGACAAUAAAGCAGUCAGUGGAGCUGAGAAACAGUGUUUGCCACAGCGCAACGAUAUGUGCUAAUGCAAUGAUGCAUGCAGGAACAACAGUGGACACGUUUCUAAGAGAAAACCUGGUGAUUAGCCGUCCGCUUAUUAGAUAUUUCCUACUUUAUAUGGUCAAAACUUUUUAUCACCUCAAAAUCUGCUUACCACUUGUCACCUGACUAUGUAGGAAUGGUUAAGCAGGGCAACAAAUUGGGCUAAAUUCAGUGCCACUGCUGGGCUAGGUGUCAUUCACAAAGGUCACCUUCAACAAGGGAGGUCACUGAUGGCACCAUACCUACCUCAAAGAGGUUCAACCGCUGGGUCAAGCCCAUACUCAGAAGGUGGUGCUCUUUAUGCUCUGGGUUUGAUUCAUGCCAACCAUGGUGAAGGUAUCAAGCAGUUUCUUCGUGAAAGUCUCCGAAAUACAAGCUCUGAGGUGCUCCUUUGUCUCUGAUUUUAGUUCAUUUUACAUGUCAUGUAAGUUCUUUUCUGCAGUUCUCAAAUGGUCCCAAUGAUGUAGGUGAUCCAACAUGGUGCUUGCUUAGGUCUUGGAUUGGCCGCCCUAGGAACUGCUGAUGAAGAGAUAUAUGAGGAUGUAAAAAAUAUCUUGUACACAGAUAGUGCUGUGGCUGGCGAAGCUGCUGGUAUCAGCAUGGGUUUACUUAUGGUUGGGACUGCGAGCAAUAAGGCAAGUGAGAUGCUGGCAUAUGCACAUGAUACGCAGCACGAGAAGAUAAUCAGGUUAGAGGAUUCUGCACUCAUUAAGAUAGAUGAUUGAAGACUUUGGAAUUUUCCACAAUGGUUUUCGGCUACUGUUUUCGUUUUUUUCCCCCCAUUUAUUUCCAUUUAGAUAUGAAUUCCGGGAAUCUCCAUGCUUAUUUUAUUUUACGUUCAAAAUGUAUGCCAGAGGAGUUUGUAUUUUACCACGAAAUAAAGCCUUGCAGACUAUAUGAUCAUGCUUUCAAAGUAUCGAAUAUGCAUUCGCAUUAUGUUGCAUAGAUUCUCUUUUUCUUUAUUCUUUUUGUGAAGAGCAUUAAUUCAUGUCUUGCCUGGCAUUUAACAGGGGCUUGUCAAUGGGAAUUGCAUUGACUCUCUAUGGCAGAGAGGAAGAAGCUGAUACUUUGAUUGAACAAAUGACAAGGGAUCAAGAUCCAAUCCUUCGUUAUGGUGGGAUGUAUGCUUUGGCAUUAGCUUAUAGGGGGACUUCGAACAACAAGGCGAUCCACCAAUUGCUGCAUUUUGCUGUAUCGGAUGUGAGUGAUGAUGUAAGACGAACAGCCGUGUUAGCCCUCGGAUUUGUUCUAUAUUCAGAACCAGAACAGGUUGGAAUUGUUUCUUCUCUCUGAUUUUUUUCACAGUAGUUAAAUUAUCUGUUAAUCAUCAUUCAUGCGGGCCGAUUACUAACUCAAGGUUGACGAGUUCUGCCUUUGAAACCCACUUCUUUUUUCACAUGAAUGAAGAUCACCGCUAAUUUUCUCCCUCUGCAUCUGGCGGAGUAAACAUGUUGUGAUGGAAAAUUAGAAAGGCUUCUUCGCAAGCAGAUUACAAUAAAGCUGACUGAUUUUUUGAAAAAUCGAAUAUCUCACUAGAAUAGUCAUCUCAGAUCAUUUUUCUCUUAGUAUAAGACGUUUGAUUCUAACUCUGCAGACUCCAAGAAUCGUCUCCCUGCUCUCUGAGUCCUACAACCCCCACGUACGAUAUGGUGCAGCUCUAGCAGUCGGCAUUUCCUGCGCAGGCACUGGUCUUAGCGAGGCUAUAUCAUUGUUGGAGCCUCUUACGUCGGAUGUCGUGGACUUUGUUCGCCAGGGGGCUCUCAUGGCAAUGGCUAUGGUCAUGAUCCAAGUCAACGAGUCAUACGACUCCCGGGUUGGAGCCUUUAGGUAUGCUUCUCUGAGGCUGCUUCAGCCUCAUCCCUCUCCCUCAUGGCAUGCCCGUGCACCUAACUUCGCUUCUUGUGGCCGAUGUCGUCAGGCGUCAGCUGGAGAAGAUCAUCCUCGACAAGCACGAGGAUACAAUGAGCAAGAUGGGCGCCAUUCUAGCCUCUGGUAUUCUUGAUGCUGGUGGGCGGAAUGUUACCAUCCAGAUGGCGUCGAAGACGAAUCACGAUAAACUCACCGCCAUCGUUGGGCUCGCGGUUUUCAGUCAGUACUGGUACUGGUAUCCGCUUGUUUAUUUCAUCAGCCUGGCAUUCUCCCCAACUGCGUUCAUCGGGCUCAACUAUGAUCUGAAAGCCCCGAGGUUCGAGCUCUUGUCCAAUGCAAAGCCGUCUCUCUUCGAGUACCCCCGUCCUACUACGGUGCCCACAUCUUCAUCGGCGGUUAAGCUCCCCGCCGCCGUCCUGUCGACGUCUGCCAGAGUGAAAGCAAGAACCAAGAAGGAAGCCGAACUGGCGGCUGGUGCUGAGAAAUUAUCGACUGAGAAGGCUUCUUCGGGUCCGGGGAAAGUCCAGAAGUCUUCAGAGAAAGAUGCCAGUGCCAUGCAAGUAAGUUUGCACUUUGAUUGCUGAGGAGGGUUGAUGAUUACUCUGUGACUCAUGUCUCGUCAGGUUUUGUAGAAAGAAAAGCUUUCCAACCAUUCUAGAUAACGUGAAAAACCUGCAUCUCUUCCAUUACAGGUGGAUUCUGUACCGGGACAGAAGGCAGACAGUGAGCCAAGCUCUGAGAUUCUCAUAAACCCUGCAAGAGUUCUCCCCGCCCAGGAGAAGUACGUGAAAUUUCUGGAAGGGAGCAGAUACGUUCCGGUGAAGAAGAGGUUCACGGGCAAGCCGGCAACCUCCGGAUUUGUUCUCUUGAAUGAUCUCCAGCCCUCAGAAGCCGAGGUGCUAUCGCUGACCGAUGCGCCCUCGGCUGGCCCCGCCGCCAGUGGUGGCCAAUCGUCGGCGGCGGCGGGGCAGCCGGGCUCUGCCACUGUGGCCGACGAGGAGCCCCAGCCACCCCGGCCAUUUGAAUUCUCAUGA
Spirodela intermedia is the source of this 7540-nucleotide messenger RNA. Lineage: Eukaryota; Viridiplantae; Streptophyta; Magnoliopsida; Alismatales; Araceae. The record is from the annotation of a GenBank genome assembly.